CCUCGUCGUCCCCAUCUGGAUCCGUCUCCUCCUCCUCCAGCUUCGCCAUCAUCUCCCACCUCGCUUCCUCCCUUCCCACCUCCACCAACCGCCGCCGCUCGCCGCACUCCCCUCCCCUCCCCUCCCCUCCCGCCGCGGAGGCGGGGCCACCGGUCCCGAUGAACGCCUCGCAGUUCAUGGACAAGCAGAUCCUCGGCCUCGCGGCCUCCGCCUCCAACUCCAACUCCACCUCCGGCGGGGGCGGGGGCGGGGGCGCGGAGCUGCUCGAUCUGAUGAGCCCCAACCCGCAGGAGGAGGGCGAGGACCGGCUCCGCCGCCGCCACAGCUCCAACGGCAGCGCCGACGACGUACUGCCCAGCUACGACUUCCAGCCCAUCCGCACCACCACCGCCGCCGCCGCCGCCGCGGCGCCGGCCUCGUGGGGGUCCCUCGACUCCGGCUCCAAGGCCGCCUCCGCGUCCUACAACCUAAAGAGCGCUGGCAUUUUGGAGCCUCAUGUGCUAAAGAAAGUUAGCCAUGAGGAGGACAGGAGUAACUUUGGCGCGGUUACUAUGGCAGACAUUGAUCGAACCAUGAAGAAAUAUUCUGAUAAUCUAUUGCAUGCACUCGAAGGUGUAAGCUCAAGGCUUUCACAGCUGGAGGGUCAAACACACCAUCUUGAAAACUCUGUGGAUGAGUUGAAGCUAACAAUCGGCAACUAUAAUGGCAGCACUGAUGGAAAGCUGAGGCAACUUGAGAACAUGCUGAGGGAGGUGCAAGCUGGUGUGCAGAUUUUGCGCGAUAAACAGGAAAUUGUUGAGACACAGCUCCAUCUUGCAAAACUCCAGCCACCCAAGUCUGAUACCCCGUCAUUAGAAAAUGUUGGAUCUGCACAUACAGAUUCACAUCAGCAGCCAGUAGCUCCACAGCAGGCAACCAUUCAGCCACAGCAUCAAGCCCUGGCCUCAGCACAACCACCAGCACUUCCUGCCCCAAAUGCGCCACCUCCACCUCCAAUGCUUCAAAGCCAACCUCCAUCACAGUAUCCAGGCCAUCGGCCACAUUCACAGGUACCAUCAGGUCCUCCUGCUCCGGUUUCCUCAGUGCCAGCUUUACCACGAGAUCCCUAUUACGCUCAACCUGCUCAGCCGACUGAAACCAUGCACCAACAGUAUCAAGCCCCUCCAGUUCCACAGCCACAGGCCCCUCCAGCACCGCCUCAGCAGUACCAAUCUGCACCCCAAUUUCCUCAAUAUUCACAACCGCCUCAGUCUGGAAUGGUUAACCCUUCGACCCCAUUACCACCUGCUGCACCCCAGCAGCCAGAAGAAGCCAUGUCAUAUGCACCUCCACAGAGCUAUCCACCUAAUGUCCGUCCUCCUUCACCUUAUAUGCCACCAGCUAGUGGACCUGCCCCUCCUUUCUAUGGGCAAAACCCAAGCAUGUAUGAACCUCCUGCAGGCAGGCCCAACUCUGGUCCACCACCGUCUUAUGGUGCUGGUGGAUAUGGGCCACAGGGAGGAAGUGGUUUCUCUGAAUCAUAUGGUUACAGUGGAUCCCCUUCACACCGUGGCAAUGCCGGGAUGAAGCCAUCCUCCUCACCUUUUGCUUCCUCAGGGCCAUCUUCUGGAGGAAGUGGCAACUAUGGCAGGCUUCCCACAGCCCAAAUACUACCACAAGCAGUGCCUAUCAAUUCCAGCCCAAGUGGUUCCUCUGGCAACAGGGUGCCGGUUGAUGAUGUAGUCGAGAAGGUUGCGACAAUGGGAUUCUCAAGAGAGCAAGUGAGGGCAACUGUGCGGAGGUUGACUGAGAAUGGGCAGAAUGUGGAUCUGAACGUGGUGCUCGACAAGCUGAUGAACGACAGCGAUGUACAGCCCCAGAAAGGUUGGUUCGGUCGAUAAGUUGAGACGCGCUUUGGUGCUUGACGUACUCAUUCCCCACAGUUUGUGUAUCAUACUAUUGUAUAUGCUCUGUGAUAUCCUUCUUGCCCACAAUCUCAGAAAAUUCGUCAGAUUUUAUAUGGCCUUAUGAAAGAACUGGACAGGAAUUAUUAGGUUUGCUGCGUGGCCUCCGUUGUUUA
This is a messenger RNA of Oryza brachyantha (malo sina), 2059 nucleotides long. Its product is annotated as vegetative cell wall protein gp1-like. The transcript has 3 exons. The record is from RefSeq and is a predicted model, not a curated record. The coding region runs from base 159 to 1880 and encodes 573 amino acids. Lineage: Eukaryota; Viridiplantae; Streptophyta; Magnoliopsida; Poales; Poaceae.